Molecule: messenger RNA, 4923 nt
Organism: Gopherus flavomarginatus (Mexican gopher tortoise)
Lineage: Eukaryota; Metazoa; Chordata; Testudines; Testudinidae
Product: zinc finger protein 345-like
Exons: 7
Coding region: 97-2364 (755 amino acids)
Biological process (GO): regulation of DNA-templated transcription
Source: RefSeq, a predicted model, not a curated record
UGUUGUGCCAGGCUACAGAAUAACGUCCACAUUUUGCCCCAAGUCAUCCCCUCCUCCCAGGGGGAAGGCAAUGGAGCUGGCUCAGGCUGCGGAAUAAUGUCCAUGUUUCUCUCCAGUUCAUCCCAUCCUCACAUUGGACAGGGGAGAGAAAUGGCUGCAGAGGAGCCAGUUCAGGGGCCAGUGACCUUCGAGGAGGUGGCUGUGUAUUUCACCAGGGAAGAGGGGGCUCUGCUGGACCCCACUCAGAGAGCCCUCUACAGGGAUGUCAUGCAGGAGAACUAUGAGAAUGUGACUGAACUGGGGUUUCCAGUUUCCAAACCUCAUAUAAUCUCCCAGCUGGAACAAGGAGAAGAGCCAUGGGUCCCAGACCUCCAGGGUUCAGAGGAAAGAUGGAUCCUGAGAGCCCCCUGCACAGCAGGUGAUGCAAUGGUAGGUAAGAGAGAGGAGCAGAAUUUUCAGCAGGAAAAUGUCGAGCAAGUGGAUAAACACAGAGCAUUUUUGCAAAGAUCGAAAAGGGAUGUGUCCAGGAGUCAUGAGCAGGGAAACUCCUUUGCAAUUCAGCACAGACCAGAAAGAGAGCAGGGAAACCAGCCAGGAGAGAGAAUGGGUAAAUAUAUUUUCUGCUGGGGAACUCAGAAGAGCAUCAAAGAAACCACAGCACAGCAGGAAAUCCUCAUGAGAAAGAAGAAAAAUACAUGUUGUGAGUGCGGGAAAAGCUUCUCUAGCAGCUCAAACCUUUCUCAACAUCAGAGAAUCCACACAGGGGAGAGGCCCUUUGAAUGCCGUGAGUGUGGGAAAACUUUCACUUACAAAUCAGGUCUUGUUCAUCAUAAGAGAAUCCACACAGGCGAGAGACCCUUUGAAUGCCGUGAGUGUGGGAAAACUUUCACUUACAAAUCAGGUCUUGUUGAUCAUAAGAGAAUCCACACAGGCGAGAGGCCCUUUGCAUGCCAUGAGUGUGGGAAAACCUUCACUCACAGAUCAGAACUUUCUCAACAUAAAAGAAUCCACACAGGAGAGUGGCCAUAUGAAUGCCAUGAGUGUGGGAAAAGCUUCACUCAUAGGUCAAGCCUUUUUACCCAUCAGAGAAUCCACACAGGCGAGAGGCCCUUUGAAUGCCAUGAGUGUGGGAAAACCUUCACUCACAGGUCAGACCUUUCUAAACAUCAGAGAAUCCACACGGGGGAGAGGCCCUACGAAUGCCGUGAGUGUGGGAAAACCUUCACUAGCAGCUCAGCCCUUUCUCAGCAUCAGAGAAUCCACACACGGAAGAGGCCCUUUGAAUGCCGUGAGUGUGGGAAAAGCGUCACUCAAAGAUCAAUCCUUUCUCAACAUCAGAGAAUCCACACAGGGGAGAGGCCCUAUGAAUGCCGUGAGUGUGGGAAAACUUUCACUUACAAAUCAGACCUUGUUGAUCAUAAGAGAAUCCACACAGGCGAGAGGCCCUUUGAAUGCCAUGAGUGUGGGAAAACCUUCCCUCACAGAUCAGACCUUUCUCAACAUAAAAGAAUCCACACAGGAGAGAGGCCCUAUGAAUGCUGUGAGUGUGGGAAAACCUUCCAUCACAGAUCAACCCUUUCUAGACAUGAGAUAAUCCACACAGGGGAGAGGCCCUUUGAAUGCUGUGAGUGUGGGAAAACUUUCACUUACAAAUCAGGUCUUGUUGAUCAUAAGAGAAUCCACACAGGCGAGAGGCCCUUUGCAUGCCAUGAGUGUGGGAAAACCUUCCCUCACAGAUCAGACCUUUCUCAACAUAAAAGAAUCCACACAGGAGAGAGGCCAUAUGAAUGCCGUGAGUGUGGGAAAAGCUUCACUCAUAGGUCAAGCCUUUUUACCCAUCAGAGAAUCCACACAGGCGAGAGGCCCUUUGAAUGCCAUGAGUGUGGGAAAACCUUCACUCACAGGUCAGGCCUUUCUAAACAUCAGAGAAUCCACACGGGGGAGAGGCCCUACGAAUGCCGUGAGUGUGGGAAAACCUUCAUUAGCAGCUCAGCCCUUUCUCAGCAUCAGAGAAUCCACACACGGAAGAGGCCCUUUGAAUGCCGAGAGUGUGGGAAAACCUUCCCUCACAGAUCAGCCCUUUCUCAACAUCAAAGAAUCCACACAGGGGAGAGGCCCUAUGAAUGCGUGAGUGUGGGAAAAGCGUCACUCAAAGAUCAAUCCUUUCUCAACAUCAGAGAAUCCACACAGGGGAGAGGCCAUAUGAAUGCCGGGAGUGUGGAAAAAGCUUCACUCGUAGCUCAAGCUUUUUUACCCAUCAGUGAAUCCACACAGGCGAGAGGCCCUAUGAAUGCCGGGAGUGUGGGAAAAGCUUCCUUCACAGCUUUCACCUUUCUAGACAUCAGAGAAUCCACACAGGUAUGAGACCCAAUGGAAGCAGUGAAUGUGGGAAAACCUUGUCUUGCCACUGAGCCCACGUGAGCCGUCAGGGAAUCUGCAUGGGGGAUCAACACUAUAAAACCCUCUAGGGCUAUCAAUACUUUAAUAAUUUUCCUGAUUACCACAGAGUAACUUUUAAAAGCUUUUUGAACUGCUUGAAGCACCGAUAUCCCUCAGCUUGUCCAGAUGAGUGGCCCAGUUUUGCAUUUUGCAGUUUGACUCUUUGAGGUGGACCCAUUUGUCCUUUCUAUCAACUCCAUUCUGCCACGAGUAGUUUGAGUGUGCCCUUCUCAUGGUAUAAUUCCCCACUCUGAACCUUAGCGUACAAAAGAUGGGGUACCAGCAUGAAUUCCUCUAAGCUCAAUUACCAGCUUCGGACUUGUAGCACUGCCACCAACCAGGAAUUUCAGUGCCUGGUACACUCUGGUCCCUCCAAAACCUUGCCCAGGGACUCCCAAGACCCAGUUCCUCUGGAUCUUAACACAAGGACAGUAAACCCUUUCCUUCACCAUUGUCUCUCCCAGCCUUCCCCUCCCUGGGUUACCCUGGAAGAUUACUAUGAUUCAAAUUCCUUGAAUCUUUAAACAGAGAGGAAAAUUUUCCUUCCCCCCUCCUUCUCUCUCCCCCUCCCAGACUCUCCUUGAGAGAGAAAAAUAAUCCUAACACAGAGAGAAAUUAACCUUUCUCUCCCCCUUCCCUCCUUUCUCCACACCAAUUCCCUGGUGAAUCCAGACCCAGUCCCCUGGGGUCUCACUAGAAUAAAGAAAACAAUCAGGUUCUUAAACAAGAAAAGCUUUUAAUUAAAGAAAGAAAAAACAGUAAAAAUUAGCCUUGUAAAUUUAAGAUGGGAUAUGUUACAGGGUCUUUCAGCUAUAGACACUGGGAAUACCCUCCCAGUCUAAGUAUACAAGUACAAAUUAGAAUCCUUUCAGCAAAAUACAAAUUUGAACUCCUUCCAACCAAAUACACAUUUGCAAAUAAAGAAAACAAACAUAAGCCUAACUCGCCUUAUCUACCAAGUACUUACUAUUCUGAACUUAUAAGAACCUGUAUCAGGGAGAUUGGAGAGAAACCUGGUUGCACGUCUGGUCCCUCUGAGCUCCCAGUGUGAACAACAAACAAAUUCUAACAGCACACACUCAAACUUCCCUCCCUCAAGAUAUCAAAGUAUCCUGUCCCCUGGUUGUUCCUCUGGACAGGUGACAGCCAGGCUCACUGAUCUUGUUAACCUUUUACAGGCAAAAGAGUCCUGACAUAUUUCUGUUCUAUUAACUCUUACUUAUCUGUUUAUGACAGCCCUCCCAUAAGAAACAAGGGAGGAUCAGAUUUAUACCAUUCCUCCUAUUGCAAAGGUAUUGUUAGAGGGUCACCAAUGAUGCGGAUUGUAUCAUUGCCAGUUGUUCUCACGUUCCUUUGGGUUGUGCUGAAGAGCAGUUAUCAUGGGAGCUUUCCAAUAUAUUUAAAUGAAGAGGAGCAAGGGCAGGAAAAAAAGUGUUAUUUCAGCCUCUGUGAUACUGGAAGGAGAUGUUAAAAGCGGCAGAGUCCUAUGGCACCUUAUAAACUAAAAAACGUUUUGGAGCAUAAGCAAUAUACAAAAACCUAUAGGAUAACAGUUCAGUCUCCUUGGACACACAAUCACAGAUUUAAAAAUAGCCAUCCUGUAUUCUAUCUCUCUGUGAUGUGGGUUUCUAUCUUUCUUGAUGGCUGUGUGGUCACACAAUUAGAUAUUAGUUCAGCUCAGAUUUAUUGGAGAAUUGAAGACAAAUGAGCAUUUGCUAAAGUCAUCAUUUCUCACUCCAGCUUUGCUUUUCCCCCAUCCUUCCAUGAUGACAUGGAGAAAGUUCAAGUGCAGCUCUGUCAACAGGAGAGAACUCUCCAGUUUACUGGCCAUGCUAACAGAGACACAGCAGUGAUUUAAAAUCUCCACUUGGAAAUGGGGAACAACAGCAGACCCCCCAGUAACUGAGGGAAGUGCAUAUGAGCACAGUGUAGUUCAGUUGUUUAAAUCAAUAUUGUCUCAGUUGGCUGUGUUGGCAGGAGAAGCUCUCCUGCUGAUGUAGCGCUAUCUACACAGGGGAUUAGAGCUGUGUAACUACGCUGCUCAGCUGUCUCGAUUUUUCACAUCCGUGAGCAAUAAUUAUACCAAUAAAUAUCUGUAGUGAAAAUCAGACAGUUUUUUCUUGUGUUUUAUGCACUUACAUCACUUCUCCCCUACCUCCUACUACUUUAAAAGAUUUAAAGUGUGACAAGAGAGGUAUUUUUCCUCAGGAUGCAAACAUUCCCACAUAGGAGACGCCUUCCACCAACACGCAUGGCAGAAGAACCAGAGAGAUAUGAACUCUCAGAAGUGCUGGGACAAACCACAACUUGAGCCAAGGUUCAGGUGUUGGCAAUGAGGAUUAAAAGAAAACUAACAUAUAUGACAAGAAUUUGUGAUUUUUGAAUGUGUUAAUGUUGCCAAUGAAAAUGAAAUUAUAGGUGGUUAUUGGUUAAAGAGUAAGAGACUAAUUGUUUGAUAAUCUGAAUUAUUUUGGAAAACUGAAA